Parus major (Great Tit) is the source of this 3220-nucleotide messenger RNA. It is a transcript of the gene KIZ, whose product is annotated as kizuna centrosomal protein. Gene Ontology annotation, cellular component: centrosome. The transcript is spliced from 15 exons. NCBI's taxonomy places the organism in Eukaryota, Metazoa, Chordata, Aves, Passeriformes, Paridae. The coding region runs from base 889 to 3078 and encodes 729 amino acids. The record is from RefSeq and is a predicted model, not a curated record. Gene Ontology annotation, biological process: spindle organization.
GUCGGGGCUCGGUUCUCGCCCCGGGCGGGGGGACGCUCCCCCCCUUGUUCUCAGCCAUCUCCUUUCCCUUCGAUGCCCGAGCUCUGGAGCGCUGGGAAGCCGGUGGGCAGCUCCCGGUGCAUGGAGCGGCCGGCACCUCGGGCCGCCGGUCAGGCUCCCGGGCAGGGUCUGCUGCCGGUGCCCUGGGCAGCCCCGGGGGUGCCGGGCUGUGUCCGGCCCCGGGAGCCCUGCCCCGGUGUCCCGGUGUGCCCGAGCCGCUGCUGCGGGCUGGCCUCGCCGCCGCUCCCUGCGGACCACAGACACCGGCUGCUCUCACAUCCAUCGGCUCCUUCCUCCCCUGGAUAUCGGCGUUCUCCGCUCGGGCAGGAAAAUCACCUGGAGGAGUGUGACGAACAGGAUCGGGGGAGCGGCGUUUGCCGGGCUGUGCCUGGUGGAGGAGGAAAUUGAGGGAUGGGAUCCCAGGUGGAGCCUGGCUGUUGGGUUGUGCACAUGCCUGGGAACCCCCAUCCUGCUGCAGGCACCGGCAGCAUCACACGGCUGGAAGGGAUGGAGCAGCAGGAAGGGCUUUCCUGGCUCUCCUCUCUGCAGGGAAACUGGGAGGAGGUGUCUGUGUGUGUGUAGGGAGAGCCUAAAUCCCCGGAGAGCGGUGUCCAGAGGUGCUGGGGUGUGCGGUGUCCCCUUCCCUGCCACACCUCGCUGCUGGGACCCCGGUGCUGUUCCUCAGGAGGCACUUGGCUUUGCUGGUGGCAGGGCUUGCAGGGGGAAUCUGCUGCUAGCCUCUCCUGGCUCUUUUCUGGUUUUUGCUCAGGGGAUGGCUGUUCAUCCUGGGUGCAGUUUGGAGCUGCCCAAUAAUGGCAGCAUCACUCUGUUCCCAAGGCCGCCUUCCCGAUGGGCUGGCUUGAGGCGUGGGUGGCUUUGUGGUGCAGCACGUGUCCGUGCCCUGCCCGGUGCCCUGGCACUGCUGGGGCGGUGUCGAUGGCCCCUCGGGCUCUGGGCACUGCCAGGACUCCUGGUGGACAUCAGUUCCUGCAGCCAGCAGGGCUCACCCGCCUCUGGAUGGACGUGGCUUGGAUGCCAAGAGGAAAACCAGCCCUGUCCCAGUGUAGAGCAGAGAGUGCUGAAAGCUCAGAGCUGUUCAGAGCUGGGCUGGCAGUGGAGCCAAGAAGAAGGCAGAGGAUGGAAUGCACAAUGGCUGACCCACACCUGGUGAGGCAGGAGCAGCAGAGGCUGCAGAGGCAGCUGGCAGCGGUGGCGGCGCGGCAGCAGCUGGCCCUGAGCCGGAACCGGGCGCUGCGCCGCCAGUUCCUGCGGCUGGAGGCUGACAUGGAAACCACGGGCUGGCGCAGCAUCCGCGAGAUGGAAUGGUACGGAAGGGAAAUCCGAAGGCUGUUAUCCCUCCGAGAGGGCAGCUCGUCAGCAGGAGGUGAUGAGGAGGAAGGGGCCAGCGAGCAGGUGCUGCAGGCUGGAGGACAGGCAGGAACUGGCACCAGUACAGCCGUGCCAGGAGAACUGGGCCAUGCAGCAGCAGAACUGGGCCGUCCAGCAGCAGAACUGGGCCGUCCAGCAGCAGAACUGGGCCAUGCAGCAGCAGAACUGGGCUGUCCAGGAACAGCUGCCUCAGCCACAGGAGGUUUGGGCUCGCAGCAGGAGCCCCUUCUGCGCUCCCCGUCCCCAGAGUUGCUCAGUCCCGACACCGGGAGCACUGCUGGAGAGAGUGAGGAGGAGCAUGGGGACCUGGCCACCAGUGAGGAAGGCUCUGAGCAGCUCACCUCAGCUUCCUCAGGUGCCAAAGCAGCCCCCCUGAGGCCGGGCCAGCGGCAGGGAAGCGUUCCAGGGGUAGAGCCCAGCCUGAGCAGCUGGUGGGCUCACAGGGAGGGGAGCAGAGCCGAGCUCCCACUCCCAGCCGCUGCUGAGCAGGAGACCAGGCCGAGCAUCCCCGGCACACGGCAGGAGCAGGGCAGGGAUGCCCGGGCUCCAGAGGGCUCCCUGCUGCCCCCAGCCAGCCCUCCCACGGCCCAGGAGGAGCCCUUGGACAGCUCAGCACCACACAGUCUCUCUGCGUGGUCAAACUUCCAGGGGUUGUUGAACUGUCUGAGGAUUUUGUUCGGAAACAGAGAUUUUCAGCCCCGCAACGCCCUCAUGAGACGGGGAAGUGCAUCCGUGUGCCGGCAGGGAGAUGGUCCCCGGAGGUCUCCGGGAGGGCUGCAGGGGGACAUGGCGCGAAGGGAACAGCGCUCCUGCCCCUGGAGAAGAAGCGCUCCUGCAGGAGCAGCCUCUGCUGCCACAGGAGCUCCGCAGCGCUCAACCCCAGGACAGGGCAGGCAUCAUGGUGGUGGUGGUGAUGGUGGUGGUAAUGGUGAUGGUGAUUGUGGUGAUGAUGAUGGUGGUGAUGGUCACCCCUGCCCACCUUGCAGAACUCAAAAGCGGUUUCCUACAUUUUCCACUUGGAACAUUUUUAAGAGCCAGAGUGGGAAUGAAGGCCCAGGUGGGUGGUGGCUUUUCCCAGUGUGUGUGGGUGGGUGUCCCACUGAGGGUGCUGGUUUGUUCCUCAGGGACACGGAGGCGCUGCGGGCUCUCCUGAGCCACCAUGGCUCGUUCCUGAAGCAGCACCAGGUUCGGCUCCCGGAGGCGGUGGCGGAGAUGUUUGAGCAGCUGCUGGCAUCGGGAGAGGAGGAGCAGGAUGGCCAGGUUGUGCCGGUGCUGAGAGAGGCCCUUCCAGCAGAGCGUGGGGAUGGGUCCCCUGUCCAGAGUGAGGAAUCCUCUCUCGGCCUGCCAGCGAUCCCCACCAACGGCGGGGAAGGAAAGCAGGGGGAACUGGCACGGAGACAACCAGGUGGGGAUGGUGGCCACGCCAGGCCCGAAGGAAGCGACAGCCUGGGACGUUCAGACAGCAGCUCCUGGUUGGAUGGAAGCGCUCCUCCCUUCUCCAGGACUGAACUGCGGAAGGAAAGAGUAACUGCCAUAAAAUCCAAAGCGUUCUGGGGCGAAUCUGAUGACAGCAGCUCCGAGCUCGAGGCUGCUCUGCGCCCACAGACCCACGGCGCGGAUUCAGACGACUUCGAUGACUUCUAUGACUGAGAUUGUCCCACCGGCUGCUGGGAGGGAAGGAACAAACUGUAUUUUCUUUUACACAGUGAGUGUGCCGCGGGCCGAAGCGCUGCUUGUCGCUUUAUUGGCAAAGAAAAUUUAGAUAGCAAAUAAACAUGAAGAGUUUAUCCAU